Molecule: messenger RNA, 1040 nt
Organism: Xenia sp. Carnegie-2017
Lineage: Eukaryota; Metazoa; Cnidaria; Anthozoa; Malacalcyonacea; Xeniidae
Exons: 5
Coding region: 254-1021 (255 amino acids)
Molecular function (GO): RNA binding
Source: RefSeq, a predicted model, not a curated record
CCGAAAACGUGCAUCAUAAACGAAGAUUUGUAUAAGUGAAAGUUCUGCCUGGUGCGCGCCUUUUGCCUGCUAAUAUUAUUUGAAUCCUCACAUAUUCAAUGAUAUAAGCGGAUGAUGUCUUACAGAGUGUAUUUUGGCAGAUUACCGGAGGCCCUGACACAAGAUGAAUUUGAAAAGCUCAUAGCUGAGUUUGGUAAGGUCUCUGACAGAGGUGAUUAUGGCCUAGCGUUUAUGAAUUGGUCAACUGUACGCAAUGGAUGACAGUAGAGCAAUUGUCGUUUUAAAUCCUCCAUCAGGAGUAGGUGAAGUUGAAUUCACGAUCCACUUUCAGAAGAAAAAAAAUGGUGGAGGUUACGUUGAUGAGGUUAAACUGAAGAAAGGUGUUGCUUUUGUAAUCUUCGACUCUUCGGAAGAUUCUUUAAAAGUCUUAAAUCAUCCUCAAAAACAAAUAAUUAAGGGUUGUGAACUUGAUGUUCGGUCAUACAGUUCAUGGUUGAAAACUUCUCAGGAAAAUGAAAACAGUGCCUCGGGCAACAAUGACGACGUUCAUUCAGUUUCGACAGAAGAUGAUAAACAGAAAGCCACGAUCUAUGUCAGCGGUCUUAAAGAGUCCUGCACUGAGGAAUUGAUCACGUUAUUGUUUGAAAAUAAACGAAAGUGUAGUGAAGGCUAUCUUCGUGAUGGGAAAGAAGGAUUUGAGCGAUUGUCACCAACCGUCGCUCGUUUAACUUACGUUUCCCAAAAAGACGCUGAGAACGUGCUGAAAAGGGCCAGAGAAAAGCUCCUUGUACUCAAUGGGUGUCCUGUACAAGUUACUGCUGACUAUAUACCGUCUGAGGAUCGAAGUAUAUUGAUGGUCACAAAUCUCAGUCCUGAUACAAACGUGGAAACGUUGAAGAACUUCGUUGAAAUAAAGAAACAAACAGAUGUGAUUAAAAUCAUUCUUGGAAAACAUGGAAAAUCUGUUAUCAUACUUCACGAAGAGAUUAAAGGUAUUUUUAGGUUGACGAGAAAAUGUUAAAUCAAACUUGGACGUCUUU